AUGUUGUUGGCGACACUGUUUGUACUAUCGCCAAUAGUGUUAACAAUAGGCCUAUUGUGGCAAAAGUGGCGGUUUUGGAAACGACAGGGAAUACCGACCGACUGGUCGGCCAGAAGUGGUCAACCCUUUCAUAUAUCGGACAACGAGUGCCACAGAAAACACGGCAAAGUUGUCGGUUUUUACGAAGGUUUGAGACCCUGUUUAUCAGUAACUGAUCCAAAUCUCAUACGCAAAGUACUGGUCACUGACUUUCACAAGUUUGCUAACCACAGGGAACUACCGGCCGAGUCUGAGCCAAUAGGAAAGGGUGUAUUUUUCACACCAUACCCGCAAUGGAAACGUAUCCGUGCGCUGCACUCCACAGCCUUUACCACCGGUCGCCUCAAAGCUAUGCUACCGAUAAUGUCGGACACGUUUGACCGGUUGGUCACUCUAUUGGACCCGAAAGCCCGCGACAGCCAAGUGGUAGACUUUCGGACAGUUUACGACUCGUUUACGUUUGACGUGAUUACUAGGGCUGUGGCCGGCGCCGACACAAACGCCCUGGGUUAUCCCGGUCAUAAUCCGCUGUUGAAAGCGAUACAGUUGAUAUUUCAAGCUGACCUAGGUCUAAAUCAAAUUUUGGUAUUUUUUAUGCCGUUUUUGCGCCGAUUUUUUGUGUUACCAUUUUUUGAUGGCAACGCUAUGCGAGUGAUCGGCGAUACUGUAAAUCACGUGAUUAAGGAUAGGGUGGCCCGGGAUGUACAGGUGCCCGAUCUGUUACAGCACUCGGUUAAUGCUAGCGUAUGGGCCGAUAGGUAUCGAAACCCUCCCGUCGACGCCAAUAAGGCUUUUGAUAAAUUGACCGAGGUUGAAGUGCUUGGCAUGUCGAUGAGCAUGUUGGGCGCCGGAUACGAGACCACUGCGUCCCAGUUGUGUUACAUAACUCGCAUACUUGCGCUCAAACCCUGGUAUCAAACAAAACUGGUUCAUGAGAUUCAUAACACACUGUAUACUACGGAUACCAAUGAGUUGUCUAUGGAUUACGAAAAGUUGCAAAAAAUGCCAUUUUUGGACGCAUUUAUUAAAGAAGUGAUGCGAGUUAACUGUUCGGUCACCCGAGUCGACAGAAUCGUCACAAACGACACGUAUUUAGAGGGCAUUUAUUUGCCAAAAGACACGCCUAUUAUAAUACCCAUAUGGGCGCUGCACAUAGACCCUGAUCACUUUCCCGAGCCUAUGGAGUUUAAACCGGAACGUUUUUUACCCGACAAUAUAGAUACUAUCAAACCGUAUACAUACCUACCCUUUGCCACCGGCCCUCGCAAUUGCAUUGGUUAUCGUUUUGCUGUAUUAGAGCUCAAGUAUACGUUAGUUAAGCUGUUGUGUAGAGCAUCGGCCGGUCAUUCCAUAGAUGAGAGUAGCCGUCGGGAACUUCCGGCCGACUGUGAGCCAAUAGGAAAGGGUGUAUUUUUUACGCCAUACCCGCAAUGGAAACGUAUCCGUGCGCUGCACUCCACAGCUUUCACCACCGGUCGCCUCAAAGCUAUGCUACCGAUAAUGUCGGACACGUUUGAACGGUUGGUCACUCUAUUGGACCCGAAAGCCCGGGACAGCCAAGUGGUAGACUUCCGCACAGUUUACGACUCGUUCACGUUUGACGUGAUUACUAGGGCUGUGGCCGGCGCCGACACAAACGCCCUGGGUCACCCCGGUCAUAAUUCCCUAUUAAAAGCAAUACAAUUGAUAUUUCAAGCCGACCUAGGUCUAACACAGGCUUUGCAAAUAAUUAGCGAUACUGUGAAUCACGUGAUUAGGGAUCGGGUGGCCCGCGAUGAACAGGUGCCCGAUCUGUUACAGCAUUCGGUUAACGCUAGCGUAUGGGCCGAUAGGUAUCCCAACCCUCCCGUAGACGCCAAUAAGGCUUUUGAUAGUAUAGUCGACAGAAUUGUCACAAACGACACGUAUUUAGAGGGCAUUUAUCUGCCUAAAGACACGCAUAUUAUAAUUUCCAUAUGGGCGCUGCACAUAGACCCUGAUCACUUUUCCGAGUUCAUGGAGUUUAAACCGGAACGUUUUCUACCCGACAAUAUAGAUAUUAUCAAACCGUAUACAUGCACUGGGGGGCUAUGCCAAAGCGGGGUGAGUUCUUCAGCUCAGGCCAACCAGGCGUUUAUGCCGACCAAAGACUAG
Messenger RNA from Medioppia subpectinata, 2172 nucleotides. The record is from the annotation of a GenBank genome assembly. NCBI's taxonomy places the organism in Eukaryota, Metazoa, Arthropoda, Arachnida, Sarcoptiformes, Oppiidae.